Podarcis muralis (Common wall lizard) is the source of this 3758-nucleotide messenger RNA. NCBI's taxonomy places the organism in Eukaryota, Metazoa, Chordata, Lepidosauria, Squamata, Lacertidae. The record is from RefSeq and is a predicted model, not a curated record.
GCUGGCCAGCCUUGGCGGGGAUGUGCGCGCCUCCUGGUCGCCGAAGCAACGGGCUGCUUUGGCGAGGCCAGCCCAGUCGAGCAGGAGGCGGGUCUGCUGCCCAAGCCCGGAAGCAGCGAGACGGAGAGGAAGGCGCUGCUGCGAUGCAGGCUGCAGGAGAGGCGGAAGUUUUGCUGCAAGCAGCCACUCGGGAGAGGCUGGAGAAGUUCGCGCAGCUGAGAGGUAAAACAGUGGAGACUGGAACAUUUUGGGAUAUUGUUGUAAUAACAGCAGUUGACAAGAAACAAGAAAUAGCUUACCAGCAACAAUUAUCCCAAAAGCUGAAAAGAAAGGAACUCCCUCUUGGUGUUCAAUACCAUGUUUUUGUGGAUCCUCCUGGACCAAAAAUUGGAAACGGUGGAUCAACGCUUCAUGUCCUUCAGUGCUUAGAAGAACGUUAUGGUGAUAAAUGGGAUUCUUUUACCGUCAUAUUAAUUCAUUCUGGUGGCUACAGUCAACGUUUACCAAAUGCGAGCGCUCUGGGGAAAAUCUUCACAGCUUUGCCUUUUGGGGACCCGGUUUAUCAAAUGCUGGAUUUAAAAUUGGCUAUGUACAUUGAUUUCCCCCUCCACAUGAAUCCAGGCAUCCUGAUUACUUGUGCCGAUGAUAUUGAACUUUAUAGUACUGGAGCAACAGAAUUCAUAAGGUUUGAUCAGCCCGGGUUUACUGCAUUAGCCCAUCCUUCCAGUUUGACCAUUGGUACGACUCAUGGUGUGUUUGUGUUGGAGCCAGCAUCACUUUUGACAGAAAAGGGACAGCUCGAAUACAGAUCUUGCCACCGUUUCCUGCAUAAGCCUAGCAUUGCAAGGAUGCGUCAGUCUGGAGCAGUGUGUGAAAGAGGUCAUUGUCCGGCAUCAUCUCCUGGAGGACAGGGAAACUCCAAUGUCAUUUCUGAGUGCGUGUACACAGAUAGUUUAUUUUACAUUGAUCACACCACUGCAAAACUACUUCUGGCCUUUUAUAAACAGGUGGGCGUGUUGUGCUGUGAAAUAGAUGCCUAUGGUGACUUUCUCCAGGCAUUAGGGCCCGGAGCAACACCAAAUUAUGCAAAAAACAUAGAAAACGUGACAAAAGAAGAGUCGGGCCUAGUGGAAAUAAGGGAGAAAAUAUUUGGGCUUCUAAAAGGAUUGCCACUCAAUGUUGUACUCUUAAAUAACUCCAAAUUCUAUCACAUUGGGACAACUUGCGAAUAUUUGUUUCAUUUCACGUCUGAUAGGAAGUUGAAAUCAGAAAUGGGGUUGAUGCCAAAUGUUUUCAGCAUCUGUCCAAACAGCGUGGAGGACACUGGGAAAUCGGCAUGUAUCAUUCACAGUAUACUCGGUCCAAGGUGUUCUGUUGCACCUGGCUCAGUAGUUGAAUAUUCUUGGCUGGGACCAGAGGUUUCAGUGGGAGCAAACAGCAUCAUCAGCGGCUGUUAUAUUGACACAAAAGCAGACAUACCUCCAAACACUUUCAUAGCUACACUAAGCGUGAGGAUUGAUGGAGAAGUAAUGUAUGUGAGCAUGGCAUUUGGUAUAGAAGACAACUUGAAAAAGAAAGUGACAGAUUUGGCAGAUACUCACUUAAUCAAUUUUUUGGGAAUCAGUCUUGGACAGUGCUUGGAGCUCUGGGGCCUGAGAAUUUCGGACGAGCUCUUUUCUGGUGAUGAGACCUGUCGAGGUUUAUGGACAGCUCGGCUUUUCCCUAUUUGCUCCACUUUAAGCGAUUCACUGAAAGUGUCUUUAGGGAUUCUAAACUCUGCGCAGAACAUGUUGCCUUUUAAAUUGAAUGGUUUUAAGCUCUUGUCUAUUGAGGAAAUGCUUCGCCAUAAAGAUGUAGAAGACAUGUUGAGGUUCAGGCAUCAGCUCUAUGAAGAAAUCAGUCUGCAGAAACUGAAAAGGGAAUCUGAUUUGUAUGAAUGGAAGAAAAAAGUGAGUGAAUCAUAUGCUAUAAUCAUUGAAAGAUUAGAAGAUGACCUCUUAAUCAAAGAAAAGGAGUUUGCAGAACUAAAGCAUGUCUUCAGUGCAGCUUUUCAGAUUACACUGCAGAAUACUCAGAGGAAUAGUAAGAGGCUCAUUGAAGACAAAAGGAGGCAGGUUUUUAGAAACAUACCUGACCUAUUGCCAAAGAGAUUGGAAGAGCAGUCUAAGGCUGUUGAUAUUCUUCUGCAACAUGGGGCAUACGUCAACGUGCAAGAUGCAGUUUUUUUCUCCCCUUUACAUAUUGCAGCACACUAUGGUCAUGAACAGGUAACCCGACUCCUGCUGAAAUUUGGUGCUGAUGUGAACGUCAGUGGAGAAGUUGGAGACAGGCCCCUUCAUUUGGCUUCAGCAAAAGGAUUUCUCAACAUUGCAAAACUUCUGUUAGAGGAGGGCACCAAGGCUGAUGAAAGGAAUCUUGACUUGCAGUCAAAAUUAAUCAUCGCAGUAGAUGUUGCCAAAGGUAUGGAGUACCUUCACAAUCUCACCCAGCCAAUUAUACAUCGUGACUUGAACAGUCACAAUAUCCUCCUGUACGAAGAUGGUCAUGCUGUUGUUGCUGAUUUUGGAGAAUCCAGAUUUCUGCAGUCUCUGGAUGAAGAUAAUAUGACAAAACAACCUGGGAACCUGCGCUGGAUGGCCCCUGAAGUAUUCACACAGUGUACUCGUUACACUAUAAAGGCCGAUGUUUUCAGCUAUGCCUUGUGUCUCUGGGAACUGUUAACAGGGGAAAUUCCAUUUGCUCACCUCAAACCAGCGGCUGCAGCAGCAGACAUGGCCUACCAUCACAUCAGGCCUCCAAUAGGCUACUCAAUUCCCAAGCCCAUCUCAUCAUUGUUAAUGAGGGGCUGGAAUGCAUGUCCUGAGGGAAGGCCUGAAUUUUCUGAAGUGGUCUCCAAAUUAGAAGAGUGCCUGUGCAAUAUUGAGCUGAUGUCACCAGCCUCUAGCAACAGCAGUGGUUCUCUUUCUCCUUCCUCUUCCUCGGAUUGCCUGGUUGCUCGAGGAUGCCCUGGGCGCAGCCAUGUUGCUGCUUUACGAAGCCGUUUUGAGCUGGAAUAUGCCUUGAAUGCAAGAACUUAUGCUGUCUGGUCACAAAGCACUGGACAGCACCCUUCUCAAGGUCUUUCUCUGGAAGAAAUGAGGAGAAAUUUCCAGUACCCGCCUAUUGACCGAAAUGGUUACGUGUCGGAUCCCAUGAGUACGAUGCGAUUUCAUUCCUGCAGCAACAGCGGCAGCUUUGAAGACAGCGCCUGACAGCAGGAACCAUCUACUUGCUGAGAGUUUCUCCACGAAGCAGCAGCAACAAUUCUUCCUGGCGUCAACACAGCUCCCAGUCAUCAUAUGUUACAUCAAAGAGCCCCACGUUGGCUUGCUUAUUUACUGAUAGCUAAUGCUUCCAUCAUAAAUUGUUCUUCAACCAUUCUCUUUCUGUACCAGCAAUUUAUAGGUGGGGGGGGGAAUAAAUCUGUCAAAGUUUGGGGUUGUACCAAGCUUGCCCUUGGGAUAUACUGCAUGCAUGCCAGGGAACAUAAUCAGAGACUGGAAUAUUUUUUAUUCAUUACCCAUGAGUUGGGAAAGAAAGGUAAUUGUUACACUGUGGGAGGUCCCAAUUUGGGGGCUUCCCAUGGUGUGACAAUUACCCUGCCUUUCCCACCUCAAGCUUAAUGGAGAAAAUAGAUUGCUCAGCAUCAUUCUCCGAUAAAGAAAACAAUGCCCGACCUGAAGAAUUUGGAGCAAAUGAUUCAGCAGAGGAAACACAGC